Messenger RNA from Saccharomyces eubayanus, 1023 nucleotides. Its product is annotated as NMT1/THI5 family protein. Gene Ontology annotation, biological process: thiamine biosynthetic process. The coding region runs from base 1 to 1023 and encodes 340 amino acids. Lineage: Eukaryota; Fungi; Ascomycota; Saccharomycetes; Saccharomycetales; Saccharomycetaceae. The transcript has a single exon. The record is from RefSeq and is a predicted model, not a curated record.
AUGUCUACCGAUAAAAUCACAUUUUUGUUAAACUGGCAACCAGCCCCAUACCAUAUUCCAAUCUUCUUGGCUCAAACCAAAGGUUACUUCAAGGAACAAGGUCUAGAUAUUGCUGUUCUAGAACCAACCAAUCCUUCAGAUGUCACUGAAUUGAUUGGUUCCGGUAAAGUGGACAUGGGUUUGAAGGCUAUGAUCCACACACUAGCUGCCAAGGCUCGUGGCUUCCCAGUCACUUCCGUCGCCUCUUUGUUGGAUGAACCAUUCACUGGUGUCCUAUACUUGGCCAACAGYGGUAUCACCGAAGACUUCCAAUCUCUAAAGGGUAAGAGAAUCGGUUACGUUGGUGAAUUCGGUAAGAUUCAAAUCGACGAAUUGACUAAGCAUUACGGUAUGACYCCAGACGACUAUACYGCCGUCAGAUGUGGUAUGAACGUUGCCAAGUACAUCAUUGAAGGUAAGAUUGACGCCGGUGUUGGUAUCGAAUGUAUGCAACAAGUCGAAUUGGAGGAAUACUURACCGCACAAGGCAGACCAGCUACCGAUGCUAAGAUGUUGAGAAUCGAUAAGUUGGCUUGUUUGGGCUGUUGUUGUUUCUGUACCGUUCUUUACAUCUGUAACGACGAAUUUUUGAAGAAGAAYCCUGAAAAGGUCAAGAAGUUCUUGAAAGCCCUUAAGAAGUCUACCGACUACAUGUUGAGCAACCCAGUUGAAGCUUGGAAGGAAUACGUUGACUUCAAGCCACAAUUGGACACUGAUUUGUCUUACAAACAAUACCAAAGAUGUUACGCUUACUUCUCUUCAUCAUUGUACAAUGUUCACCGUGACUGGAAGAAGGUUACCGGUUACGGUAAAAGAUUGAACAUCUUACCACCAGACUAUGUUUCUAACUACACCAACGAAUACUUAUCUUGGCCAGAACCAGAAGAAGUUUCUGAUCCAUUAGAAGCUCAAAGAUUGAUGGCUCUUCACCAAGAAAAGUGUAGAAAAGAACACACUUUCAAGAGAUUGGCUCUUCCAGCUUAA